Molecule: messenger RNA, 2151 nt
Organism: Uloborus diversus
Lineage: Eukaryota; Metazoa; Arthropoda; Arachnida; Araneae; Uloboridae
Product: sodium-dependent glucose transporter 1-like
Exons: 5
Coding region: 503-1897 (464 amino acids)
Biological process (GO): transmembrane transport
Source: RefSeq, a predicted model, not a curated record
GUGGGAAUGACUCAUCACUUCUGAAAAAGUUAAAUUUGUUGCAAGACUACAAACAACAAAUUCUUUUCUAGAAGCUUGUUUGAAAUGCGAUCCAUCUGUCAUCUCAUCACGUUGCUGAAAAUCACGUUUUCAUUUCUGGAUCAUACAUUUGACAGUGAGGGAACGUAAACAAAAUUAUUUUGGGAGGACCUUGGAGGGCCAUCUAACUUACAAAUCUCUGGCUCACUGGAGAUAGGCGUUAUUCAUAACUUCCCCGACGUCAGUGACUUGAGGUCAGAAGGUUCCUGACCGCUGUCAACGCUUUCUCAUAGUAUUUAAGCAGCUUUUAGCCAUUCAACAUGAGGGCGAGUUCCAAAUCUUGGUUUGUAUUUUAGCUGCUGCAAUUAUACAUUCGGUCUCUUUUUAAACCACGUGCUUUUGACUAGCAUCAACUGCUGAUUCAACGCACUUAGUGAAAGUAUUAAUUUGGAUCCAUCCCAGCAAUUGAAACCAAAAAAAAAAAAUGUUUCAUUUAAUUGGUAAGACGUUAGACUUCACACGCACAGGGGUGCACUAUUUCAUGUUUGCCAUAUUGGGUCUUAUGAUGUCAAUUCCUGGACCAACUUUGAUAGACUUACGGCACUCAAGUGGAGCGGACUCAUAUAGUAUUUCAUUCAUCUUUACUGCAAGAUCUAUUGGCUAUUUGAUUGGAUCUUUAACAGGUGGCAUCAUUUUAGACUGCAUGAAGAAUGAAGAAAAGGCAUUAAUUGUUAGCAGUUUGUUUGUGGCACUUGGCGCAUUUACAAUACCAUGGUGCAGAAGUCUCACUUUUUUGUUAGGCACUUUUAUAGUCACAGGAUUCGCAAUGGGAUUCAGCAACACUGGAAGCAAUGCCUGCUGCCUGCGCAUAUGGGGAAAGAAAGGUGCACCUUUUCUUCAAGGUCUUCAUUUCGCUUAUGGUUUAGGUGGAUUCCUAGCCCCUAUCCUAGCAGCUCCUUUCCUGUCAGCACAUGUUCCUCUAGCCAGCGAUUUAACAUUACUUGGAGUACAUCAGAACCUCACCAGCACACUAGCAGCUAAUAUACCCCAAAAUAUUAGCGAUUUAGAGUUGCAAAUUACUGCUAGUGAAACUGUUACGAUUCCUUCCAUUACGAUCGCGUAUACAAUCAUUGGAGUACUAGCUUCCUGUGCAACUGGUUUAUUUGUUUUUGUGUACAUCUUUGCGUCAAAAGACAAAAGUACCGUUGAAACUAAAGAUGAAGAAAACAUCAGAGAUCCAGGACUUUCUUUUACUAUAAUUGUUGUGAUAUUAGCUUGCCUGCAAACAGGUCUUAUUUCUGGCGUUGAAGUUAGUUUUGCACAAAUGUUAACUUCGUAUGUGGUAAAUAGCGCACACGGCUUGUCAAAAGUCACGGGAUCCUAUAUGACAUCAGCUUAUUGGGGCUCGUUUACUAUCACAAGAGCGCUGUCAAUAAUUUUAGCAGUUAAAAUCAGUGUUAGAAGUUUGUUAAUAUUUGAUCUCUUUCUCGCCGUUACAUCAGCAAUAGUUUUAUUGACCAUUGGUACCUGGUCUGUGAUUGGACUAUGGGUAGGCACGUGUCUUUUAGGCAUUGGAGUAGCAUCAAUUUUCCCAGCUUCUUUGUCCUGGGUAGAAAAGUAUAUUAAUAUCAAUAACAGGAUUGCUUCCGUCUUCACUUUAGUUUCCUGCAUUUUAGAGAUGACUGUUCCAUUAUCAAUAAGCAUAUACUUGGGCACACAACCGAAUGUCCUCUUUCAAUUCAUGACCUCAGCGACUGUCUCAUGCUGUGUACUUUUUACAAUUUUAAGCAUAAUUCUUAAAAGGAAAGGUGAAAAAUACAUCAGCAAUGAACCGACUUCAGCAGAAUUAAAAGAUUCAGUUCCCGAAGUUAAAGUGUAAACUUUUGAAUGCUAUUUUAACAUUCGAUAUUUUUCAAUUAGCUGUGGAGACAUUUGUUUUUGUGUAUGUGUUGUUCAUUUCAUCAUUUAUUUAACAUCGGCUGGGACAUCACAGCAAAACUGUAUAUAUUCCAUCUUGCCUAAAUUGUAUUAAAUUUAUGUAUGUCCCGUGAACGUGGUCUACAUUUUUGACCUUUUUUUGUGAUAAUGAAAGCACAACUAAAAAGUACCAGGGAUUCCAAAUAAAUAUUUUUA